Molecule: messenger RNA, 5132 nt
Organism: Musca vetustissima
Lineage: Eukaryota; Metazoa; Arthropoda; Insecta; Diptera; Muscidae
Gene: Pvr
Product: platelet-derived growth factor receptor alpha
Exons: 15
Biological process (GO): cell surface receptor protein tyrosine kinase signaling pathway; positive regulation of kinase activity; protein phosphorylation
Cellular component (GO): signaling receptor complex
Molecular function (GO): ATP binding; transmembrane receptor protein tyrosine kinase activity
Source: RefSeq, a predicted model, not a curated record
UGCCUCAUCCCAAACCUGCAUCCAAUAGUAUUAGUAAAUCGAAUGAAAUGGAUUUUGAACGAAAUUAUGCCGUCGAAUUGGGUGCACCUCUGUUAAUACCGCUCCAAGAUGAGGUGAUAUUGGAAGCCGAUACGGAUUUUGUAUUACGUUGUGAGUCCACAGAGGAUAUUGUGUGGAAACAUCCGCUGGAUGCCUUUGCCGACGAAGACACCUACACACCUGACGAUCCAAGCCGUCCAUUUGGUCGUUCUCUGACACUGUCAACGGUUUCGUAUUUAUCGGUGGGCAAUUAUUAUUGCAUCAAAAAGAGUCAUGUCAAUUCAACCGAUUUAUUUACCAUUGAGGAUGCCACCUUAACCGAUUUGGCCAAUAACAAUUUGGCAUCAUCGAUAUAUGUUUUUGUAAAUGAUACUGAGCAUUUGUUGGCCCCCAUGCCAUUUCCGGUAGUACAUGUGCUACAAUUCCAAGAUGCCGUUAUACCCUGCAAACCCACAAUUCCCGAUGUUGAGGUGUUGCUAACAAUGCCCAAUGGAAAUACUAUAGCCAGCGAUAGCGGUGUACGCUAUAACCCACAAUUGGGCUUUGUCAUUGAAGUUCGUGGCAUGGAAGAGCACGGCACAUAUACUUGCCGUCCCAAAGUACCAUCUCCAGCCAAUGAGGAGGAGUAUACUGACAUCGAAACUAUUCUUGGUAACAAAAUUGUUAAUCCCAUACAACUGGAUAAAGGGUCAAUAACAACCACAACAACGAUACCAUCUUCAAUUGGAAUAAUGGGUCUAACAAAUUCCAAUCAAUUGGAUGAUAAUAACAAUUUGAUAACAAAUAUUUACACUACCACAACACCCAUUCCUCCUCUUUCCACAACAACUAAAACUACGACAGUAAUAACAACAACAACAAGUCCAGUGAUGAGCACAUUACCAAGUACCGUAACUAACCAAAAACUAGUCAAUGUCAUUAACAGCAUCUCUAGUCGUCCAAGUCCAAGUCAUCAUUCCCAAAGUGGUCGUCGUCUUCGUCGUAGAAAUAAUCGUUUAGACAAUUUUAUAUCCAUUGAUGUGAAUCCCCCUCAGCUAACAAAUGGUGAUGGCAAUGCCAUGCUUAAUAUUGAUGAUCCACGUUUGCACGAUAAUCAUUUGGGUGAUGGUUUCAUUAUGACAAUACCGCGUACAACAACAAUGACUACGAUAACACCGACAACGACAACCGAUAGCUAUAACUAUGACGAUUACGAUGCAAAUGCCAAUAGCAAUGAAUCUUCUUCGUCGUCGUCUAGUUCGGAAAAUAGCUCCGACAAUUCAAUGAAAACGGUUUCAAGAAUAAUACGUAAUGUCGAAACCACAACCAGACGUUCAUCGCGUAAAUAUUUAGCUAAGAGUAGUACUCCUAAGCCUCGUACCGAGAAAAUGGAAAGGCCGAGUAUAACAUCGACAUCGAAACAUCAUGCUCUGGUAGGUGAAACAUUUCAGUUGAUAUGUGAAAUUCGAAGAGCUCAUGAUGUGAUGGUGAAUGUCACUUGGAACAUACCCGAAGGUGUCGAUCCUGAACGUGUCGUUAAAACUAGCCGACCAUCGGAAAAAUUCACCGUCAAUCACACCUACACUGAAAGUUUACUGACCAUACGAAAUGCCCAAUUAAGUGAUACCGGCAAAUACACCUGCCAUGUCACCGAUCACAGCAAAAACAAGAAUAAGGACUCCUAUGACAUGGUCAUACUGGAAGAAGGUCAAUCCUACAUAGACAUGCAUGAACAGAAUAAUUACUAUGAAGUUGCCUCGACAGCAAAUAAAACCAUGCAAAUGGCCGUCCUCUAUAAGGGUUAUCCCCAUCCCACGUUACAAUGGUUCCGUCCAGAUGGUAGUGAAAUACCUCAAGGUACCUCAUUUAGUGGCAAAUAUAAUGUCACCACAUUGGAUGAUAAAACCACUUUGUACAUAAAGAAUGCAAAUCUGCUGGAUAGUGGUAUUUACACGGUGCGGGCCCUUAAUGGUAAUGUUCGCAAGGAACAACAAUUUAAAGUGACGGUCCAUGAUACACCAAUUGUGGCGAUAGAUGAUGUCUAUGUCCACGAAGGGGAGAAGGCACAUGUUCAGUGCCGGGUCAAAUCGCAUAUUAAACCGAUUGUAACAUGGAUAUUUGAACCGUGUAGUAUUGAACCAAGAUGGCCGUCGUGUAAUAAAAAUGUUAUACAAGAUUUUAAUGAAACAAGUUCCCGCAAUGGUGAUACCUUUAUCGAUUUCAUAUACGACAUGUAUUUUGUACCGCCAUCUCCUGGUAUCGUUUAUUGCACGGCCGCAAAUCUCAUCGAUAAUGUUAUACACCGUGGUAAGGGUAAAGCUCAUGUACUUGUCCGCGACAUUGAAGAGAAUAUGUCCCUUUAUGGCAUCAAUGAGACGGACAUUGUUGCGCUGGGUGAUGAGGUGACAAUUACGUGUGCUGCAGUUGCCUACUAUUUUAACGACAACAUUCGGUGGUACAAUGAAAAGCGAGAACCCAUUAUCGAAUCGAAUAAUGUAAAAAUAACCAAAUCGAAAAGUAACUAUUCCUACAUGUCAGCGUUGACUUUCAAAAAGGUCAGAGACAGCGAUCAGGGUAUUUAUGAAUGUGGUGCCGCUCACGUUAAUGAUGAUAAAUCGGAGUAUAAAGUAAUGAGUCUUAUAGCGCAUGAACCCUUUUCACCACAAAUGACGUACACCAAUUUGGGUGACAACAAUAAAUUGGAACGGAAAUUGGGUGAAUCUCUUGAACUGAGAUGUGAAUCGCAUGCCAUACCCAAGGCCACGGUAACCUGGUAUAAAGAUGAUGUGGAAUUGACGAAUAUUACCAGUGAUUAUGUGGGUCACAUGAUAAUACCUUAUUUAAAACCCGAUGACCAGGGCCAAUAUAAAUGUGUUGUGGCCAAUCGUAUUGGUGUCAUCGAACAAACGGUUAAUGUUAAAAUCACCAAUAUUCCUGGCUUGACUUUGGGCUGGAUUUGCGGCAUAGUUCUGAUCCUUCUGAUACUCAUUGGUUUGGUUAUCUAUCUGUAUAUUCGUGUCAAACGAGAACGUAAACUAUUGCGCGAACUUAAGGCAGCUGGUUUGGCUAAUUUCGAAGAAGGUGCUGUGGAACACAUCAAUCCUGCCCUAACACUCGACGAACAGGCCGAUCUGUUGCCCUAUGAUCGUUGCUUUGAAUUCCCCAGGGAUAAAUUGAAAUUGGGCAAACAAUUGGGCGCCGGUGCAUUUGGUGUUGUACUCAAAGCCCAUGCCGAGGGUAUACGACCGGAGGAGAAGGAAAGUGUCGUGGCUGUGAAAAUGGUUAAACGUAAUGCCAAUAAUGAAGUAAUGCGUGCCUUAGUAUCGGAACUAAAGAUCAUGGUACAUUUGGGUCAACAUUUAAAUGUUGUCAAUCUAUUGGGUGCUGUAACGAAAAAUAUUGCCAAACGUGAACUUAUGGUCAUUGUGGAGUUUUGCCGCUACGGUAAUGUUCAGAAUUUCCUAAUGCGCAAUCGUAAACGUUUCAUAAAUCAAAUAAAUCCGCAUACGGGUAAAAUUGAUCCUAACAUUACAACACAGAGAUUUUCGGAUAAUUUUGAAUUGGAUCGUUCUGGUCUGAAAUAUGUUAAUUUAUCCUUCUCAAAUCAUCAAUAUAUGAAUCACGUCAAUAAUAUGAACAAUAUGAACAACUAUUAUUCCAUGAAUAAUCGCAGUGAUACGGAUAAUGAUCCACGUUCGGGUACUCGAGCUGGCCGACCUGGUUCUACGGGUUAUAUAUCGAAAUCGGAGCUGUAUGAGGGUCAAAUAAAUACAUGCGGCACUGAGAAUACCGUUAUGACCACAGUACCAGAAGAUGAAGAUAAUAUUAUGUCAAAUAAUUCCGUACAACCGGCAUGGCGUUCCAAUUACAAAUCAGAUUCGACUGAGGCAAUGUCAAUUACCACUAUGGACCUAAUAAGUUGGUCAUAUCAAGUCGCUUGCGGCAUGGAAUAUCUUUCGUCGAAGAAGGUACUGCACGGCGAUUUGGCAGCCCGUAAUAUUCUGCUGUGUGAAGAUAAUAUUGUCAAGAUAUGUGAUUUCGGUUUGGCCCGCUCCAUGUACAAGAGCGACAAUUACAAGAAACAGGGUGAUGCACCAUUGCCCAUCAAAUGGUUGGCAUUGGAAUCGUUGAGUGAUCACAUAUUCAGCACCUACACUGAUGUCUGGUCAUUUGGUAUUGUUUUGUGGGAACUGUUUUCAUUGGCCAAGGUACCAUAUCCGGAAAUUGAUGCCAAUCAAAGUUUAUAUUUGAAACUCAAGGAUGGUUAUCGUAUGGAGAAGCCACCCUAUGCGAAUGAUGAUCUGUAUGAUAUUAUGCUGGAAUGUUGGAGUACAAAUCCCGAGCGUAGACCAUUGUUUAAUGUGUUGAAGGAGAGAUUUGGUCAUAUGUUGGGCGAAGAGGUGGCAAGUCAUUAUAUGGACUUAAAUGAACCUUACUUAAGAGUAAAUACUGAGUACAUGAAGAGAAAUCAAACGGAUUAUUUGGCCCUGAUGGGUUCACCGGAUGAAAUGGCACCACCACCGCCUAGAUAUGUUAAUGGUCAUAUUUUACCAGAAAUACGCAUUGAUUUGUCCUCUGAUGAUUACUUACAAAUGAGCCCCAAUGGUGGCUCAGUCAUUUUCUCACCCACUCGCCCCAAAGACUCACCCCCAAUAUGCACCGAAGAUAAUGACGAUCAUCCACCCAAAAUUUCAACUACUUCCUUUAACUUCCCAGAUACAGCAGCGGAACAACAUUCCCCCACGCUGGCCAACAAUUUGGAUAGUCCGAAUAAUAGUAAGCCACCGCGCAACAAAAAAGAUGGCAUUGAUCCCCUGCCCGAGGAAAUACCAAUGCUGCCGGCAGUCAAUCACAGCGAAGACAGUCCGGAUCAGCCACGUAAAUAUGCUCAAAUGUUGCAACAGCAAACGAAGAAUAUGCCCACACCGUCACCCCGCCAUCACAUAAAGGAGACCAAAUUGAAUGGUGCUGCCGGCGAGGAGGGAGAGAAUUAUGUGAAUCUAAAAUCGCCCAAGAAAGCAAUCAACAAUAAUGGUGCAAAACAUCCGGAAGCGUUUUCGAAUCCAAGUUAUCAGAUACUCAAACCUGGCACAGAGAAGGUAGAUGUCAAGUAA